UCCUGACAGCACUGUGGGUCUGUCUGCCGGGUGCUCCUCCCCAGAGGCAGCAGGGCUGGGGCACGGGGGGGACCCUGGGGCUGGGACCUGCUGGCUCUGGGUGACGAGGACGAGGAGAGGUGGCUUGGCAGUGGUGGAGGUGGCUCUGAUCCAUCGGGGGAUAACCCAGCACAAAGCGUGACACAGGCUCCAUGGACGGGCCGCCGCCCGCCAGCCCCGCCGGGCUCUCGGCGUUCGUGGCCGUGUCGCAGCUGCUCGGCCUGACCCUCCUGGCCACCACGGGCGCCUGGCUGGGCCGGUACCGGGGCGGCGUGGCCUGGCACAGCCCCCUGCAGUUCAACGCCCACCCGCUGUGCAUGGUGCUGGGCAUGGUGUUCCUGCAAGGUGACGCUCUCCUGGUGUACCGGGUGUUCAGGCACGAAGCCAAGCGCUCCACCAAGGCCCUGCACGCGCUGCUGCACGGCCUGGCCCUGCUCAUCGCCCUCGUGGGCAUCAUCGCCGUCUUCGAGUCCCACCGGGCCAAGGGCACCCCCGACAUGUACAGCCUGCACUCCUGGUGUGGGAUGGCCGCCUUCGUGCUCUACCUCCUGCAGUGGCUCUUGGGCUGCGGUUUCUUCCUGUUCCCCGGCACCUCCUUCUCGCUGCGAGGCCGGUACAAACCCCAACACAUCUUCUUUGGCAUCGCCCUCUUCAUCCUCUCCAUUGCCUCCUGCUUGCUGGGCAUCACUGAGAUGCUCCUCUUCAAAAUCAGCGAUUCCUACAGCCACUUUGUGCCUGAGGGCGUCCUGGCCAACACCCUGGGGGUGAUGUUGGUGGCCUUCGGGCUGGUGGUGGGCUACGUGGUGACACGGGAGGAGUGGAAGCGCCCGCCGCUGGCCGAGGAGCUGGCCCUCUCCAUGGACUUCAAGACCCUGACGGAGGGAGAGAGCCCAGGUGGUGGCAGCCAGUGACACCCCCAACUCCCUGAUCCCUGGCACGGGCUCCUCAUGGUGUCAGGGUGACGAGGACAGCUGGGGAAGGCCACGCUUUUGGUGCAACGCUGCCCACUGGACUCAGCCUUGCUUGGCCUUAAUCCUCUUCAGCUCUGCCCCGCGCAGCCCCCGGUGCCCCCCGAGCCUGCCCCAGCCCCGUGGGGACGGCAGUGCCCCAGGCAGGGGCUGGAAGUGGUGCUGAGGUGUGAAGGAGGGGGUCUCCAGGCUCUGCCCUGCUCCAGGGACAGGGGGCAGGAGCGCAGAUUUCCCCACUGUGAGUGGCCCAACCCCACAACCCGUUCCCAGUGCCCAUGGGCAGAGGGGAUGUUUGGGAUUUCCCACUCCCUUUCCUAUGCCCUCCAGCACAGCCACAGCCACACAUGGGGGCUGCUCCCCACAAACAGCUCCCAGGGGGGUUGGAGUGACCUGGUGUCUGUGCAGGUUCAGCAGCUUCGUGUCCGAAAUGUUCUCCCCUCGCGUGAGACGUGUUGUCUGCUCAGUGGAUGCUCCCAGUGUAAUAAAUGUUUGCAGCUAA
This is a messenger RNA of Chiroxiphia lanceolata (lance-tailed manakin), 1506 nucleotides long. Its product is annotated as cytochrome b561. The transcript has 6 exons. Bases 192 to 950 code for a protein of 252 amino acids. NCBI's taxonomy places the organism in Eukaryota, Metazoa, Chordata, Aves, Passeriformes, Pipridae. Gene Ontology annotation, molecular function: oxidoreductase activity. The record is from RefSeq and is a predicted model, not a curated record. Gene Ontology annotation, cellular component: lysosomal membrane.